AUGUGCUCUCUCUUCGCCCUGCGCCCAAAUGGCGCGUCCAAAUUGUCUCUACUGGGUCAAAUUCGCUGGGCAUCAUCCAAGCGCUGGCAAGCGCGUCAGCAGAAAGAUCAAUUUACGAGAGAGGCGACCGUUCAAGGCCUGAAAAGCCGAGCGGCUUUUAAGCUGCUUCAGAUUGAUGAGAAAUAUCGGCUUUUCAAACGGGGCCAGACCGUCGUAGAUCUGGGAUAUGCGCCAGGAUCUUGGUCGCAAGUAGCCGUGAACCGCACCCAACCCGGCGGCCGAGUCCUCGGCGUCGACCUCAUCCCCGCCCAACCGCCCAAGGGCGUCUCAACUAUCCAGGGCAAUUUCCUAAACCCCGAAAUCCAGGCCUAUAUACUCGAAUUUCUGCGCAAUCCCAAUAGAGGCAGGCCGCGUCCGCCUGGCGCUAUUGACGAGGCUUUGACCAGUGCCCUAGAGACGGAGACAGAUGGAACUGCAACCAAGACCGAGGCCGAGAAACUCGUGAAUGAAAGGACGGUAGAUGUGGUCCUUAGUGAUAUGUCCGCUCCCUGGCAGCAAACCACCGGUUUUUGGAAACGGAGUCUAAGUAAUCCUUACAACAGGAUGAUGAAUACGAGCGGCAAUGCCUUUCGAGAUCACGCUGGAAGCAUGGAUUUGUGUAAUGCGGCGCUACAUUUCAGUUCGAUUGUUCUCCGAACCGGAGGCCACUUCGUCUGCAAAUUCUACCAAGGAAUUGAAGAUAAAGAGUUGGAAAGUAACCUCAAAGCAAUAUUCAACAAAGUCCACCGACUCAAACCCGAAUCGUCACGAAGCGUAGGCCUUUCAAUUUCUCGCCCCCAACAUUAG
Penicillium manginii is the source of this 846-nucleotide messenger RNA. Its product is annotated as RlmE family RNA methyltransferase. NCBI's taxonomy places the organism in Eukaryota, Fungi, Ascomycota, Eurotiomycetes, Eurotiales, Aspergillaceae. Gene Ontology annotation, cellular component: mitochondrion. The transcript has 5 exons. Gene Ontology annotation, molecular function: rRNA (uridine-2'-O-ribose)-methyltransferase activity. Gene Ontology annotation, biological process: RNA methylation. The record is from RefSeq and is a predicted model, not a curated record. The coding region runs from base 1 to 846 and encodes 281 amino acids.